Pocillopora verrucosa is the source of this 4905-nucleotide messenger RNA. Its product is annotated as unconventional myosin-VI. The record is from RefSeq and is a predicted model, not a curated record. Gene Ontology annotation, cellular component: actin cytoskeleton; endocytic vesicle; myosin complex. Gene Ontology annotation, biological process: vesicle transport along actin filament; actin filament organization; endocytosis. Gene Ontology annotation, molecular function: actin filament binding; ATP binding; microfilament motor activity. NCBI's taxonomy places the organism in Eukaryota, Metazoa, Cnidaria, Anthozoa, Scleractinia, Pocilloporidae.
GAAAAAUAAAGUCGCCAGUUGGUGGUUAAGCUCUUUGGUGGAGUUGUUAGAAUACUUCCUUUUCAGAUAUCUUUGUAUGUGCUUCGUGUUUUAGACCUUGUCUAACGCUAUGGAUGGUGGAAAAAAGGUCUGGGUCCCCGAUAACGAACAUGGAUUUCGUUUGGGCGAAAUAGUCGAUUUAGGAUCGGACACGAUCAGCGUUGAGGUGGAUGGAGCGAAAGGAAAGGUUGUAACGGCUCCAUACGAUAGAGUGUUCCCAUCGGAGAAGGAUAACACGAGAGAUUUUGAGGAUAACUGCUCUUUGAUGUUUCUCAAUGAAGCCACUUUGUUACACAACUUGAAAAUUAGAUACCAGAAAGACAAAAUAUAUACUUAUGUGGCCAAUAUUCUUCUUGCUGUCAACCCUUAUCAUGAAAUUAAAGAACUUUACUCAAAGGAAAGAAUCAAAGAAUAUCAUGGAAAGUCACUGGGGGUUUUGCCACCUCAUGUGUUUGCUAUUGCUGACAAGGCUUACAGAGAUAUGAGAGCAUAUAAACAGAGCCAGUCUUUGAUUGUUAGUGGUGAAAGUGGUGCGGGAAAAACAGAAUCAACCAAGUACAUUUUAAGAUAUCUGACAGAGUCUUGGGGAUCUGGUGAUCAGGGCCGCAUUGAGCAGAGGAUUAUUGAAGCUAACCCCUUACUUGAAUCCUUUGGAAAUGCCAAAACAAUGCGAAACAUCAACAGUAGUCGAUUUGGAAAGUAUGUUGAAGUUCACUUCAACGAGAAGGUCACAGUUGUUGGUGGGUUCAUUUCACAUUAUCUUUUGGAGAAAUCUCGAAUCUGCAAGCAAAGUAAAGGGGAGAGAAAUUACCAUGUGUUUUACAGACUUUGUUCAGGAGCACCUCAACAAAUAAAAUCAAAACUUGGCAUUACGAAGGCAGAAGAUUUUCUGUACUUAAAGCAGGGUUCAAUCACAGACCCUAAUCUUGAUGAUGCAUCAGAUUAUCGUAGAAUGGAUGAGUCCAUGAACAGAGUGGGUUUUUCAGGAGAAGAGAAAGCCAACAUCUUCAGAGUUGUUGCUGCUGUGCUUCAUGUUGGAAACAUUUCAUUUGAGGACAGUGGAGACACAGAAGGUGGCUCUGUAGUAUCACCUAAAAGUAUGAACUCAUUGAAUACUGCUGCUAAGCUGUUAGAUGUGUCGUCUGAAGAGCUGAAGAUGUCUCUAACUACAAGGACGAUGUCUGCUGGAGGGUCAAACAUGAGAGUUCCCCUUAAACCGGAACAGGCCUGUGCUGCUAGAGAUGCUUUGGCAAAAGCUCUCUACACCAAACUGUUUGAUCAUAUUGUUGGCCAGAUCAAUCAGUGCUUCCCUUUUAAAGAUUCUUUUACUUACAUUGGUGUGUUGGACAUCGCUGGCUUUGAAUACUACGAAUUCAACAGCUUUGAACAGUUUUGCAUCAACUACUGCAAUGAAAAGCUGCAGCAACUCUUUAAUGAUAGGAUACUGAAACAGGAACAAGAGUUGUACGACAAAGAAGGGCUUGGGGUCAAAUCUGUAACGUUUGUGGACAAUCAAGAUUGCAUUGCCCUUAUUGAAGCAAAAAAGACAGGAAUUAUUGACAUUUUGGACGAGGAGAGCAAGCUCCCUAAACCCACCGCAGAACACUUCACACGAGAACUUCACCAAAAACACAAGAACCACUUCCGGUUGGCGCUCCCCAGAAAAUCUCAUCUGAUUUACCACAAGAAAAUGCGAGACGAUGAGGGCUUCCUUAUACGACAUUUUGCCGGCGCUGUCUGUUACCAAACAUCGGAUUUUAUAGAGAAGGAUAAUGAUGCUCUUCAUAGUGAUCUGGAAGAAUUAAUACAAGACAGCAAGGACUCUUUCCUCAAGAGUUUGUUCCCAGGUGUAGCACCAAAGAAUAACGAUAUCGGCUCGUUGUCGUUCGGUUCUCCUAUCACUCGGUCAGGCAGUAGGAAACUUGGAUUCAUCAGUGUUGGCAAUAAAUUCAGGAAACAAUUGAAUCAACUGAUGGAGAAACUCGACAAAACGGGGGCAAGUUUUAUUCGAUGCAUCAAACCAAAUGGAAAGAUGACCGCGCGGGAUUUUGAAGGUGGUUCAAUUUUGAGUCAACUGGAAUGCGCUGGAAUGGUUUCUGUGCUGAAUUUGAUGCAGGAUGGCUGGCCAUCAAGGGCACCAUUCAAAGAUCUUUACCAAAUGUACAAAGAUUAUUUACCACCUCGACUUGCGCGACUCGAUCCAAGGAUGUUCUGCAAGGCUUUGUUUCAUGCCCUUGGAAUGGAUAGCAAAGAUUACAAGUUUGGCCUCUCUAAGAUCUUUUUUCGCCCUGGCAAGUUUGCAGAGUUUGACGAGAUUAUGCAUUCAGACCCUGAGAGCCUAAAGAAUAUCAUCUCUAAAGUUCUUACUUGGUUGAUCCGAACUCGCUGGAGACGAGCCAUCUGGGGAACGUUGUCUGUCAUCAAGUUGAUGAAGAAGAUUGAAUUCCGGGCAGCAGCUAUCAUUCGCAUUCAGAAAAAUGUUAAAAUGUUUAUGGCAAUAUGUCGCCACAAACCUCGGUAUCAAGGCAUCAUUAAGAUCCGAAAACUACAGGUGCAACUCGAUAAUAUAGGGAAACUAGUGGGUUCUCUGAAGAAAGACCAAAGCGUACUGGCUAAAAACGUGGAGGGACUCAAACAAGCCAUUGAUGAUGCUGUGAUCAAAGUCAAGGGUAAUUUAAUGAAGCGGGAUGCUAUCGAUACACUGUACUUUGGACUUGUCAGUAAUUUAAACAAACAACUGAAGGACGUUGAACAGCGAGUAGAAAAGCAAAAGGUCGAAGAGGAACAAGAACGACUCAGAAAAAUACAAGAGCAGAUGGAACUGGAAAGAAAGAGAAGGGAAGAGGAAGAAAGGAAGAGAAAACAGGAAGAAGAGGAGAGAAAAAUGCGAAUGGAAAUGGAGGUGAGACGGAAACUGGAAGAGGAAGAGCAACGCAAGAAGGACGAAGAAGAAAGAAUAAAAAGAGAGAAAGAAGAGGCUGACAGACAAUUACAGGCUUUAAAAGCUGCAGAAGAACAGAAAGCGAGGGAGGAGGAACAACGGAGGUGGGCGAUGAUUGAACAGGAACGCAGAGACCGGGAACUAGCUUUACGGCUUACACAGGACCCUGACGCUUUGGACGCAGAAGUGCAACAGGCUCCUCAGCUACCACUACAGAGAGCUCUGCCACCGCGAGAGAAAAAGAAGCACGACUUAUCAUCUUGGAAAUAUGCCGAACUGCGGGAUACCAUUAACACGUCCUGCGACAUUGAGCUUCUGGAGGCCUGCAGGUUGGAGUUUCAGCGGCGGCUUAAGGUUUAUCAUCAGUGGAAGAAAACCAACAAGGCCCGAGGCACAGACCAAGAAGGUGCUCCUCAAAGGGCCCCACAGGAUAUUAUGGUAGCAGCGGAAAAUGCCCCACCCCUCCCUCCUCGACCUAGUCGUCCAGAACAGGCUACUGCUUCUCCAGCCCUCCCCCCACGAAGGCCGCAAAGAUAUUUCUGUGUACCGUUUGUACGUCGGUCCAAUCAGUAUAGAGAUAGUGAGUUCAAGAAACAGGGAUCUUGGUUUGCACACUUUGAUGGACAAUGGAUAGCGCGCCAAAUGGAGAUUCAUCCCGGCAAACCUGCCUUGUUGCUGGUCGCAGGGGAAGAUGAUCUGGACAUGUGUGAGCUGAAGUUGGACGAGACACGAUUGGCGCUGCGCCAAGGGGCUGAGAUUACCGUUAGAGAUUUUGAGAUCGAGUGGCAGAGACACGGUGGAGCUCCACGGGAGUACCAAGCCAAAAUAUUUCAACAACAGAACUGAAUUAGACAGGGAGGAGUAGGUCGGGAAAAGGGGGCUUAAUGGUAAUGGUAAGGUUGACCAAAGAGGGAGAGGGAAGGGAUGUGAUAUGGCGUUAUUUGACUUUCGUAUUAUUGCAGGCAAUAAACGGAACCUUUAGUUUAGAAAACAUUAGUAAGCCAUCCUUUGGUAAACCCUGCACGCGGUAUUUCCUAAAAACUGAUUAAUUUGUUUGGUAGUAACUUAAUAAUCUUGUUGCACAUCUGGCUCUGUCAAAACCCGUCCCAAAGAUACGGCCAUAUCUCUCGUUUUGUGUGAAGACGUAGCAUGAUUUGGUAGCGUUAUCUGCAUGCAAUAGAGUGUUGUGUGUUUCAAAGUCUGUUCUUAUGAUGAACUGAAUUAAGCCUAGGUUUUUUUUGCAAGAAAAUCAGAUAGAAAGCAAGAGUUUAGACUAUCUUUUUAAUUGUCUUUUUCUUGUCUAUUUAAGUUGAAUAUCUUGUCUAAUGGCUUCUCUAGUGCUAAAGUUUGGGUACUAGACGUUAUUAGAGGUCAUUUUGUCACGCCAAAUCUUAAAUUUUUUCCCUCAUUCUGUUUGGUAGAGUCACGCCCAUGAGCAUCAUUCUGUCACUCUGGAUCACACAAUUUCGGGGUCACACUAGCAGGGAAUGUCACACAAUUUUGAAUCAUUCUGUCACUUUUGGGGUCACUGUUUUUACUAAGGUCACUUAAUUUGAAGUUAAUCUGUCACAAUAGGUAAUACAAUAUUUUGGGUCAUUCCUAAAGGUUGGGGUCAUUCUGUCACACUACAUGAAACAAUUUUGGGUUGAAUCAAUUGGGUAGAGUCAAGUUACUAGAGAGCAUUCUGUCACACUUGGUGAAAAUUUUGGUUUCGUUUUGUUAGGUAAGGCUGCACUUUUUUUGUAAUUUGGUCAUGUUUGCUGAUUCUAAAGUGUAAAGAGAGGUAAUCAUGACAGAAAUGAAUUGAAAUGGAAUCUAAGAAAACCACCACCAUUGUUACUAUUUGCUGAGUUACUGGUAAUGGUGGUUAAUUUACUAUGUAAAUUGUACAUGUUAGUACAAAAAUUGGUCAAUGUUUUGCGCAU